Messenger RNA from Cheilinus undulatus (humphead wrasse), 2841 nucleotides. Its product is annotated as arrestin red cell-like. Gene Ontology annotation, cellular component: cytoplasm. Lineage: Eukaryota; Metazoa; Chordata; Actinopteri; Labriformes; Labridae. Gene Ontology annotation, molecular function: angiotensin receptor binding. The transcript is spliced from 14 exons. The record is from RefSeq and is a predicted model, not a curated record. Gene Ontology annotation, biological process: positive regulation of ERK1 and ERK2 cascade; G protein-coupled receptor internalization; signal transduction. Bases 100 to 1323 code for a protein of 407 amino acids.
CAAACGGCGGAAACAGACCAUGAUCCGGAGGAGACCCAGCAGGGACCAAACAGACCCAGUUAGUCCUAGAGAAGCAGUUUAACCCGGGAUAAAGAGAGAAUGGGGGACAAACCAGGAACCAGAGUCUUUAAGAAGUCCAGCCCAAACUCAAAGCUCACGGUCUACCUGGGGAAGCGAGACUUCGUGGAUCAUUUAGACCACGUUGAUCCUGUUGAUGGAGUCGUCCUCACAGACCCAGAGUAUCUGAGAGAUCGAAAAGUCUUCGUGUCCCUGUCUUGUGUGUUUCGUUACGGCCGGGAGGAUCUGGAUGUUCUGGGUCUCCAGUUCAGGAAGGAUCUGUAUGUCCGUACCGUUCAGGUUGUCCCUCCUCUGAAGGAGAACAACAAAACCAUGAGCCGUCUGCAGGAGAGGCUGCUGAAGAAGCUGGGAGAGAACGCGCGGGCCUUCUGCUUCAACAUCCCUCAGAACCUUCCAUGCUCUGUGACCCUGCAGCCCGGCCCCGAGGAUUCUGGAAAGGCAUGUGGCGUGGACUACGAGCUGAGGGCGUUCUGCGCCAAAACUGCAGACGAGAAGAUCCACCAAAGGAACUCGGUCCACCUGGUGAUCAGGAAGGUCCAGUUUGCUCCGGUGAAGCCGGGUCCUCAGCCGAUGGUGGAGACGAGACGUAACUUCCUGAUGUCUGACAGGUCUCUGAACCUGGAGGCCUCGCUGGAUAAAGAGCUGUAUUAUCACGACGAGCCAAUCAACGUCAACGUCCAGAUCACCAACAACUCCUCAAAGAUGGUGAAGAGAGUCAAGAUCUCCGUUCGUCAGUUUGCAGAUAUCUGUCUCUUCUCUACGGCCCAGUAUAAAUGUACGGUGGCUCAGCUGGAAGCAGAACACCAGGUGUGCCCCAGCUCCACCUCCUGUAAGGUGUACACGCUGACCCCCAGUCUGGGCUCCAACAGAGAGAAGAGGGGUCUGGCCCUGGAUGGACAGUUGAAGCAUGAAGACACCAACCUGGCCUCCAGCACCGUAGUCAAAGAAGGAGCCAGCAAAGAGACCAUGGGCAUCCUGGUGUCUUACCGAGUCAAAGUCAAACUGGUGGUGUCUCUAGGGGGAGAUGUCUCAGUGGAGCUCCCAUUCGUCCUGAUGCAUCCUAGACCUUCAGACCUGCUGGACUCAAGUCCUCAGUCAGUCUCUGCAGAAGCUGCUGCACAAGUCACUGCCAACCUCAUCGAGUUUGACAUGAAUCCGUCCCCUCAGGUUGAAGAGCUCGUGUUUGAGGAUUUCGCUCGUCUGAGGUUAACGGGGUUGAAGGAUGAAGAUGAACCCUUCUUUUAGCUCCGCCUCCUGGUCUUUUUUCCGACAGGAAGUGUUCUGUUAGCCCUGACACCAAAGAAGAAGAAGAGCAGCUAGUGGUCUGCUUCUCUAAAGGCUGUGUUCGAAAUCACACCAUAUUCACUUUCUAGUGCACUAUAUAGUGAAUACGCCAUUUUGUAGUGGUGUCCGAAUUCUGAGUGAGCAUUGUUAUUCACUAUAUGGUGCACUCAUUCUAUCCCACAAUGCAUUGUGAAAAGUAGUGAACAACCGAUGGUCACUAGCUCAGCAAUAUUUACUAUAAUGCAUCACGGUUGCUGCUCUUAAACAUGACAGACGAACAAGAGGAGCACAGGAACAUAUACAAAAACUUUUUGUUUGUUGGUUUUACCAAAUCUGUAAGAAAAUAUUAAGCAUUAAAAAUGGAGUAACUUUUUCCCCCUGUGAUGAUGACAACCAUGAGACCAUCAUCUUUUUGCAAAAAUAAAUGAUAAUACACACAAAACAUUUAUAUUAUUUUGUCACUAUAGAGACAACUUUUAUUGUCUACCCGUAUAUUUAUUUUUUGUGAAAAUACGUUACAUUUUUUAUCAGUUUUAAUUGAAAUUCUACCGUUAAUUUCGGUCCUCAGCCGUUGUCAAGGAAAUUUACGAGCCGUUGCUGCUAAACAUUUUAAUUGUGAGACGGCGAUGACGUCAUCGCCCACGGCCGGAGUAGUGUCUGCAAUCAUUUUUGUGUUUUGCAGCUGAGUCCACUAUAUAGUCCACUAUAUGCUGCUCACUAUAGAGUGGAUAGGGAGUAGGGAAUGAGUGAAUGGUUUCGGCCACAGCCUAAGUUUUUUCUCUGAGACAUCAGGAAAUAAUCAGACUGACGUCCUGCUGAAGAAACUCUGCGCUCUGUUUUCUGCUUUAAUCCGAAGAAUUCAUUCUAUCUUCAUUUUAAUGUUGUUGAAGGACCAGGGGCCUCAUUUAUAAAACUGUGCAGGAAAGAUCACUACAGCUGGCGUACGCCGGAAACACAGGAAAUGCGUACGCACAAAAACUUUCAGAUUUUUAACAGAGUGCGCACGCACGUCCUACACCUGUUUCCAUUUAUAGAUCACAAUCAACUCUAAAGUUGUCGCACGUGAGGGAAUGCUUUGCCCCGCCCAUAUGGUGCCUAUAAAAGGUCAGGUGAACGCCCUUGAUGAAUAUUCAAUGAUAUCAGUUUCACGAUGGACCAAGACGGAAAACGAGCGAAAAAAAGAAAUUUAACUCAAUGUGAGGUCACGAUAUUAAUAGGAGAGGUGGACACACGCAGAGUCUUAUUUGGUGGGCACAGUUUGGGCAUCACUAACGCCAGAAAGGCAACAGAGUGGAAGCGUGUGGCUGAUGCUGUAAAUAACGUUCCUCAGAGGGACUGUGGCUGAAGUAAAACAGAAAUGGUCCGACAUAAAAGUGGAGGCGAAAAGGCGCAUCGCUCUCAUAGAAAGAGUGUCUGUGUGACAGGAGGGGGAAAGAUCGUGUCAUUGAUCGUGUCAUUGAUCGUGUCUUUGAUCGUGUC